UUUUCGGCCUACGUUCAGACGAAUAACACCUCUCCAAAUUUUUUUAAGUUUUGGUUCAACCCCGAAAAAAAAAUUAUUUAAUUUUAUUUACAUCGGCAUUUUGGUUUUUAUUCAAAAUUCGGGAUGUUGUCCAUUGCCAAGAAUAAUGGUUUCCGCACAAUUAAGCCCGUGUGCCGCUGUCUAUCUACUGGUUCAACGUUAAUGGCAAAGUAUUCCAAAUUACAAAGGCUAGAACAGCGGAUUGGAGAGUCGGCGUUUACAAAUCAAACUCUUGGGACGAAGCUGAAUGAGGAAAAGCCCUUUGCUGUAAAGGUUUUCGGUUUGAAGCAAAAAGAAGAGAAACCUCAGAUCGGUGAUGCUUUCUCCAAAAAGCGCAAUGAGGAGAAAUCUUUCGCAGAGAACACCUUCGGCCUGAAGCAGAAAGAAGAAAAGCCUAUCGCCGACAAAAUUUUUGGUCUUAAACAAAAAGAGGAAAAGCCAGUUGUUGAUAUCUCCUGUAAGAAGCGUAAUGAGGAAAAGUCCUUCUUAGAAACUAAGAAAACCCUCGAGACAAAGGAGGAAAAGCCCACCUGUGAACAGAUCUUCGGUCUGAAGCAGAAAGAGGAAAAGCCAGUUGUCAAUGACAUCUCCUGUAAGAAGCGCAAUGAGGAAAAGUCCUUCCUUGAAACUAAGAAAACCCUCGAGACAAAGGAGGAAAAGCCCACCUGUGAACAGAUCUUCGGUCUGAAGCAGAAAGAGGAAAAGCCAGUUGUCAUUGACGUCUCCUGCAAAAAACGCAAUGAGGAAAAGUCGUUCACAGGAAAUGUCUUUGGGACUAAGAUAAAUGAAGAGAAACCCUUCAAUGACAUCUCCUUUAAGAAGCGCAAUGAGGAAAAGUCCUUCCUUGAAACUAAGAAAACCCUCGAGACAAAAGAGGAAAAGCCCACCUGUGAACAGAUCUUCGGCCUUAAGCAGAAAGAGGAAAAGCCAGUUGUCAAUGAUAUUUCUUGUAAGAAGCGCAAUGAGGAAAAGUCCUUCCUUGAAACUAAGAAAACCCUCGAGACAAAAGAGGAAAAGCCCACCUGUGAACAGAUCUUCAGUCUGAAGCAGAAAGAGGAAAAGCCAGUUGUCAAUGACGUCUCCUGUAAGAAACGCAAUGAGGAAAAGUCCUUCACAGAGUCGAAAAUGGAAUGGAGAAAAGUCGCUCCCAAUGAGGAAAAGUCCUUCACGAUCUAUGGAACCAAGCUUAAUGAGGAGAAGCCCACCUGUCAACAGAUCUUCGGUCUAAAGCAGAAAGAGGAAAAGCCAAUUGACAAUGACAUCUCCUAUAAGAAACGCAAUGAGGAAAAGUCCUUCACAGAGACGAAAAUGGAAUGGAGAAAAGUCGCUCCCAAUGAGGAAAAGUCCAUCACGAUCUAUGGAACCAAGCUUAAUGAGGAGAAGCCCACCUGUCAACAGAUCUUCGGUCUGAAGCAGAAAGAGGAAAAGCCAAUUGACAAUGACAUCUCCUAUAAGAAACGCAAUGAGGAAAAGUCCUUCACAGAGACGAAAAUGGAAUGGAGAAAAGUCGCUCCCAAUGAGGAAAAAUCCUUCCUUGAAACUAAGAAAACCCUCGAGACAAAAGAGGAAAAGCCCACCUGUGAACAGAUCUUCGGUCUGAAGCAGAAAGAGGAAAAGCCAGUUGUCAAUGACGUCUCCUGUAAGAAACGCAAUGAGGAAAAGUCCUUCACAGAGACGAAAAUGGAAUGGAGAAAAGUCGCUCCCAAUGAGGAAAAGUCCUUCACGAUCUAUGGAACCAAGCUUAAUGAGGAGAAGCCCACCUGUCAACAGAUCUUCGGUCUAAAGCAGAAAGAGGAAAAGCCAGUUGUCAAUGACAUCUCCUGUAAGAAGCGCAAUGAGGAAAAGUCCUUCCUUGAAACUAAGAAAACCCUCGAGACAAAAGAGGAAAAGCCCACCUGUGAACAGAUCUUCGGCCUUAAGCAGAAAGAAGAAAAGCCAGUUGUCAAUGAUAUUUCUUGUAAGAAGCGCAAUGAGGAAAAGUCCUUCCUUGAAACUAAGAAAACCCUCGAGACAAAAGAGGAAAAGCUCACCUGUGAACAGAUCUUCGGUCUGAAGCAGAAAGAGGAAAAGCCAGUCUUUGGGACUAAGAUAAAUGAAGAGAAACCCUUCAAUGACAUCUCCUGUAAGAAGCGCAAUGAGGAAAAGUCCUUCCUUGAAACUAAGAAAACCCUCGAAACAAAAGAAGAAAAGCCCACCUGUGAUAAGGUCUUCGGUCUGAAGCAAAAAGAGGAAAAGCCCUUCGCUGAAAUAUUCAGUAACAUCUACUUGAAGAAGCGGAAUGAGGAGAAGUCAUUCUUAGAUAAGAUAUUCGGAACCAAACUAAAUGAGGAGAAACCUGUAGUAAAGGAAGAAGAGAAUGCUGAAACCAAACAAGCUGUUCGCUGUUAGAAAGUUCAUUAGCAGGAC
Drosophila albomicans is the source of this 2445-nucleotide messenger RNA. RefSeq names its product trichohyalin-like. The record is from RefSeq and is a predicted model, not a curated record. The transcript is spliced from 3 exons. The coding region runs from base 124 to 2427 and encodes 767 amino acids. Lineage: Eukaryota; Metazoa; Arthropoda; Insecta; Diptera; Drosophilidae.